This is a messenger RNA of Suhomyces tanzawaensis NRRL Y-17324, 1110 nucleotides long. RefSeq names its product DNA polymerase delta subunit (gene POL32). The transcript has 2 exons. The coding region runs from base 1 to 1110 and encodes 369 amino acids. Gene Ontology annotation, biological process: DNA replication; nucleotide-excision repair, DNA gap filling; DNA synthesis involved in UV-damage excision repair. Lineage: Eukaryota; Fungi; Ascomycota; Pichiomycetes; Serinales; Debaryomycetaceae. The record is from RefSeq and is a predicted model, not a curated record. Gene Ontology annotation, cellular component: delta DNA polymerase complex; nucleus. Gene Ontology annotation, molecular function: DNA-directed DNA polymerase activity.
AUGACCAUGGAUGCCUCUCUGUCAGAAGUGGAGCAUUUGUCGUCCCAGCUCUUCAAGGAAGAGCUUCCAGUUACCUACCACACUUUAUCCAGAAAUUUGGGAAUACAUACCACAAGUGCAAAGACCAUUUUGAGCGAGUUCUAUGACAAGAACAAGGACAAGGUGUCUGCCUCAUUUAUCAUAACAGGAAAGUCGGAAACUGGACCAUUGAUCAAGCUCUCGGCAAGCGAGACCAAGUUGGUAGAAGAUAUCAAGAAGUUCCUGUCUGUCAACACCGUCCACGUCUACUGUUUGACACCCAAACAAAAUGAGUACACCACUUACUCCAUUGCAUUUGAAGAAUUAAAGUUUCCCACCGUGUUCGACAAAGCCCAGGACUACUACAAGAAUGGGAUGAUCCGUGGUCCAGAAGUGAAGGAGAUGGUACGACCUUCUGCUGUCGCACCAGUCCGCGAAGCAAUCAAGUCAGAACCAGCGAGUAGAGCAACCACCACCCCAGCUACUUCGAAGCCAAAGGUCAAGAGUGCUGGUCUAACCUCGGGAUACGUGUCGAGAAAACAGGCCGCGAAGCCAGCAACUACGUUGUCCAACUAUAAGUCCAGAAAGGAAGAGAAUACAGCCACAAAGAGACAAGCGGAAAGUACAGGUGCGUACCAGUACAAGUCGAGGAAAACAGAGGCCAAGACCCCCAAGGAGCGAGUCAUAGUGUCGUCUGUGGACGAUGGGGAUGUGGCGAUCGAGGACUCGCCAGCUCAGAAAGCAGACUCCGAAGCUCUUGCCAAAAUGUUUGAUGAUUUCAGUGACUUCGAAGAAGACGAAGCGGAAGCAGCAGCCGAGAAAGGCGAACCAGAUGAACAGAUAUCUGCUCCGGAGCCAGAGAUCGAGGAGACCAAACCCAGUACCGUGGAGGAGAUGUUUGUACCAGAAGAAGAGGAAGUCGAAGAAAAUCCUAGUAGUGAAUCGCUUGCAGCUUCCGAGCCUCCCAAGGAGGAUACUGUGGAUGAUGAUGGGUUUGUGGUGACAUACAGAAAACCCAAGGCCAACCAAAAAACUGCACCUGGCGACGGGAAAAAGAAGCAGGCCUCGUUGAUGAGCUUCUUCUCCAAGUAA